AUCACCUAUGAGUUAGAAAAAAAUUUAUUAUUUCUUUAAAAUUUUUCCUUCAUAAUUUUUAUUUAUAAAAUUACGAACAAAAUACAAACUUAAAUAUCCAUAAAUACAACAAAAUGUUAGGAAUAAUUUCUAGAAACCUUGCUCGUCAACUUUCCCACACUGACACAACACACAAGAUCCUUAAUUCGGUGAACUAUUCCCAAAGAGUUGCUCUGCGUCCUAAGAAAUCCAAAUCCAUUAGAAAAGAAAUUCAAUAUUUCACAGAUGCCAAACAUGUCCGCGUAUUGGGUGGCAAAGGUGGCGAUGGUUGUAUAAACUUACGCCAAGUUUGGUGCAACGAACGAGCCGGCCCCGACGGUGGCGAUGGAGGAAAUGGUGGACAUAUAAUUUUCGAAGCAUCAACUGAUGUCAAUAAUUAUAAUCACGUCACAAGUAUACUUAAAGCUGACGAAGGUACUAAAGGUGGUACAAAUGAAUGUCACGGGAGAAAUGCUAGUCAUACUGUUGUCAAAGUUCCCGUGGGAACAAUCAUUCGAAAUGAUGAGGGAAAAGUUGUCGGAGAUUUAGAUAAAGAAAGGGCAAUGUUUGUUGCAGCUCGGGGAGGUAGUGGAGGCAAGGGUAAUAAGUUUUUUGCAACUUCCUUGCAACAAACUCCUAGAAUCUGCGAAUAUGGAGCAGAUGGAGAAGAUUUAACUUACACACUUGAAUUGAGAAGUAUGGCCGAUGUGGGUUUCAUUGGAUUUCCAAAUGCUGGAAAGAGUACACUCCUUAGAGCGAUAUCUAGAGCAAAGCCAAAAGUCGCUUCAUAUCCUUUUACAACAUUGAGACCGCACAUUGGAAUGAUUCAAUAUGAUGAUUAUGAACAAGUGGCAAUUGCUGAUUUGCCAGGACUUAUUCCAGAUUCUCACAAAAACAAAGGUUUGGGGAUACAGUUCCUUAAGCACGCUGAAAGAUGUUCAGUGUUGAUGUUUGUUUUGGAUGCUUCUGGAGAGGAGCCUUGGAAGCAUUAUGAAAUCCUAGACAAUGAGAUUAACCAAUUUAGUCAAAAGUUGGGUCAGCGACCUCGAAUAAUUGUUGCAAACAAAAUUGAUGCUCCAGAUGCUGAAGUUAAUGUUAAAGAACUCGAAGAGAGGUUAAGUAGGCCUGUGAUCGGAAUUAGUGCAAAGAUGGGUACGAAUCUGGCAAAGCUGCUAGUUGUCAUUAGGGAGCACUACGACGCCCAGAGACGGACUAAUUUGGAAGAGAAUUAGGGACGGUAUUGAAUUAGGUUUUUCUGUUUGAAUAAAGUUUAAAAAAAAAGUAUUGUCAU
Messenger RNA from Episyrphus balteatus (marmalade hoverfly), 1309 nucleotides. RefSeq names its product mitochondrial ribosome-associated GTPase 2. The transcript has 2 exons. Gene Ontology annotation, cellular component: mitochondrion. The coding region runs from base 114 to 1250 and encodes 378 amino acids. Lineage: Eukaryota; Metazoa; Arthropoda; Insecta; Diptera; Syrphidae. The record is from RefSeq and is a predicted model, not a curated record. Gene Ontology annotation, molecular function: GTPase activity; GTP binding; magnesium ion binding.